AUGAAGACUGUCAACAAUAUCCAACAGUUCCUGAGGUCAGGAUGUCUCUCCACAGAUAAACUGUCUCCUGCUCAGUGGUCUGCUCUGGUCUUCAUAUUACUGUCAUCAGAAGAAGAUCUGGAAGAGUUUGACCUGAAGAAAUACUGUGCCUCAGAGGAGGCUCUUCUGAGGCUGCUGCCAGUGAUCAAAGCCUCCAACAAAUCUCUACUGAGUGACUGUGAUCUGUCAGAGAGAAGCUGUGCAGCUCUGUCCUCGGUUCUCAGCUCUCAGUCCUCCAGACUCAGAGAUCUGGAUCUGAGUUUCAACAAGCUGCAGGACUCAGGAGUGAAGCUUCUGUCUGCUGGACUAAAGAGUCCACACUGUAAACUGGAGACUCUCAGGUCAGCUUUAAUUAAACUAUUCGUUGAGGUGGUCUGUUUUUUCUCUUUUUCAGAAGAAAGUAUCAGAGAGAUGUUAGUGAAGAAGAAACAGCGUAGGACUGUUCCACGCAAUGUAAAGAAAAAACACAACAGUCUGCUAGAGUUAUGUAGCACCCAUGGCGCCUUCUGGAUUGAGAUGGCGGGUGCUCGGGUUCAGUAUUAUUUAGAAUAUUUAAAGCAAUAAACCCAGAGACAAAACUAUUCUAGCCAAAAAAAUUAAAACAGCGUUAUUAUUUACAGAUGAAAAUAUUAUAUUGUUCUGUGAGGAAAUUAGUUUAACAGAGAAAUAACAAUCCACAAACAUAUUGAUUUUAGUCCACCAAAUAACCGAAAGUGGUGUUUUCCCCAAAGUCCAAAGUCCCCUCAAACUCGUACUCACUCACGGUACCAGAGGCUCAAGCAGGAAAUAAUGGAAGACACAAAAAAAAACGUUGCAGGCCUGUUUUGAAUUGAAGUCCACUUCAAUUUCGGGCGGGUUCGCUGCUCGGAAACAAAAGGCUCAUCCUGACCUCUCCUCCGCAGCGGCGCCCGGUCCACUCUCUCUCCGCUCCUCUUGGCCGCUCGUUGCGUUUCUUCACGGCUCAGCCGCGCGGAGUUGCAUCUCUUCACCAGUCUCCCGAGCCUGCAUUAGCUCCGUCACUCAGGAAAACGUCCCGCUCAGCUCCCGACUUGCGAGGUUUUUUACUUUUCCUCCAAGCCUCCAGGCGGCAGCAAGCUAACUCCCCAUCCGUUGGCAGGUUUUUUCGUCCUCCGCUCGCUCAACCCCGAAAACAGAAAAACCACCAGCUGCCCGCAAACGGCUCGUUCCUCCUUCUUUUUUCCGCCAAAAAAAAA
This is a messenger RNA of Oryzias melastigma (Indian medaka), 1253 nucleotides long. RefSeq names its product NACHT, LRR and PYD domains-containing protein 13-like. The record is from RefSeq and is a predicted model, not a curated record. Bases 1 to 603 code for a protein of 200 amino acids. Lineage: Eukaryota; Metazoa; Chordata; Actinopteri; Beloniformes; Adrianichthyidae. The transcript is spliced from 3 exons.